CAAAAUCAAACGAACAAAACCAGACGAACGGCCGGAUCAGUGGAGUCGGUGUUUCGGUUCUUCUUGCCAUAACUGUGAUAGCAUCAAUAUACUCUUCGAAAUGUGCUUAUAAUUGUGUGACUAACCUUUCUUACGAUGAUUUAUUUUUAACGGAGCAAGUUUACUACUUCAGCCAGUGCUUGUGCAUUGUUUCGCCAACCUAACCCUAUAACCCGCUUGGCUAUCUAGCUUGCCCUUGGGAAUUCAUAGCUUAACCCGUCACAAAAAUGGAAUCGGAAGGGUUUCUCACACCACGAAAGCUGAUUCAGAGUGCCCUUGCUAGAACGUCGUCGCGUACCUCGAUGGCUUCCUCGCCAUCGCUAAUGGCUGCCAGGACGCCGACGUCAUUGUCGCGAAAUACCUCUAGCAGCUGUAACACCACUACUGGCAGUCGCUUCAAUUUACUACCUGUGCUACAAACGCCUCCUUCGCGUAUUUUUAAAGGCCGCAUCGUGAACCCCUUCGAAGCGCAUCUGAGCGAACGGUUUCAUUUACCGAUGAUCGGGAGUCCUUCCCUUUUCCAGCGCCCCAGUACCCCACAGAACAGCAGCAUCACGCAGUUCGAGUGGACGAUCGAUGAGGUGUCCUCGCUCGGACCGGCAAACGUCGAGCCACACGAAACACAGUUCAUCGAAACGCCCGACCCGGUCGCAGAGGCUCGAGUGCAAGCUGCAAUCAGCACCUACUUUAAAGAGCACAGUAUAGUGCCCAGUCCCAUCGACUGUCCGUUAAGAAAUCAAAAAAUUGUGCUAUCAAAAGAUUCUAGCAAUGCCGGGUCGACCGCUAGUGGUUCAGGACAGGCCAACAAAAAAGUUCGCAAUGGAAUAUGUCAAACCGUCCUUUCAUUCCCUCCUCAUCUACCCAAAGAGAUUGAGGAUGUGUUGCAGAAGUAUCUCACAUACAACGAGGAUCAGCAACAGAAGCAUGAUGCAUCGCUCAACGCUUCUUCGGUCAGUAGUAUAGAUCACGAUGCUCGGGAUGCUUCUUUGCGACGGAAACUCUUCAACACAUCCGCUGUACUUGACGAUAGAGACAGUGACGCUAGUGGCGCGAGUCGUUACGGAAGCUCAAUUGAUGAUUUCGAUCUGCGAGCGCUAAGUCCUGCGCCGGAAUCACCUGAAGUGCUUGUUGUUCGGGAAAAGGCGAGUGAACAAGAUUUGAAACGCUCGCGCUACUACGGUUCGCAGGAAAUGCUUAACCAUGUUGUUGAAAGCGAUGCGGACAGUUCGUUUGGUGCACUUUCGCCCAUUUCGAAGAGCUUAGUCAGUACAUCUCCCAUCGAUGCAUGCGAACAGUAUCAUUCGGAUGCGGAUGCCAUUUACCGUAGUACGCCAGAACCAUCAACCACAUUCCACGGCGAUAAUAUAUCUGUGGAGCUGAACGAAAGCCGUCAAUAUAUGAGUGCCUCUUUAAAGCAUACGGAAUUAACUAACGUGCUCGCCGAUGCGAAUCUGUCGAACGACGCAGAAAGAAGUAAUAUUCUAUCGUCGCAAUCGUUUGAUUGCUCCCUAAUGACGCAGCACUCCAUCACUCCGCUUCGGGGUUAUCGAAGGAAAGAUUCGAAUCGCCGAACUACGAAUCGUAAAAAUUUGUCUCAAUCUUUUCUCCAAAUCUCUGACAAGGAUCGUAUCGAAGGAAGCAUCCUGAAACAAAGUGAUGGCAACGAGCCUAUCGCCCGAACCACUGUAAUGAAGGCAUUAUCGCCCAUAAAAGAAAACAUCGCUUUGUCGGAGACCGUUCCGCACUGCGCAAAUUUAUAUCGCACUGAUAGCGGGUUUAAUGAGGAAUAUCAAAGUAACGAUUUUGCUCAUGAAAUGUCGGAUGUAUCGAUGCUUUCAGAAGACUUUUCGAAUACCCCGGGAAGGAAGCGGCAAGAAAUCACUGCCGACACCUGACCCGAUGACUGUAGCAAUAAUAGUUCCUCGGCUUUAAGACUGCAAAAUGGUAACGGUCAUAGUAAGACUAAUUACAGAGAACGAAAUCAAAAACCGUUUCGGCCAAUUCACUCUAGCAAAAUUCUCAAUCUAAUAGCUCAAUUGUGUUUGUAAUAUUUAGGUAACGAUUUUGUACAAUGCAAUGAACGAAACAGUUCAAGGGAACGUGUAGUACAGCGACAGAAAUAGUGCGAUAUAGGUAUCAUUUGCAUUUAAGUAUCCUUUUUAGACAAGUUGAUUUUUAUCAUUUACGCGAAAUAUGCAUUUUUAAUUGUAUAGCACAUAAUAAAGCUUAUAACAAGAAU
Molecule: messenger RNA, 2278 nt
Organism: Anopheles funestus (African malaria mosquito)
Lineage: Eukaryota; Metazoa; Arthropoda; Insecta; Diptera; Culicidae
Gene: bora
Product: protein aurora borealis
Exons: 3
Coding region: 267-1934 (555 amino acids)
Biological process (GO): regulation of mitotic nuclear division; regulation of mitotic spindle organization; activation of protein kinase activity
Cellular component (GO): cytoplasm; nucleus
Molecular function (GO): protein kinase binding
Source: RefSeq, a predicted model, not a curated record